Messenger RNA from Helianthus annuus (common sunflower), 1463 nucleotides. Its product is annotated as flowering time control protein FCA. NCBI's taxonomy places the organism in Eukaryota, Viridiplantae, Streptophyta, Magnoliopsida, Asterales, Asteraceae. The transcript is spliced from 8 exons. The record is from RefSeq and is a predicted model, not a curated record. Bases 227 to 823 code for a protein of 198 amino acids. Gene Ontology annotation, molecular function: nucleic acid binding.
UCCCGCUCCUAAUUCCCCCAAUCUCUCUCUCUCUCUCUCAAAACCCUAGAUAGGCGAAUGGGCGAUUCCCCAAUCGUUCCUCCGCAUUACCAAAGAUUCACCAGGUGUUCUGCAUAAAACCUAGAUCGACGACUCCUUAAUCGUUCCUCUAACCAAUUUCUGUCACACUAUUGCUGGUACAUUGAAGUUGUUCUCGAUUUCACGUCGUUUCACGGAUCUAAGUAUCAUGGCACGUAGUACAGCAGAUGCCGGCAGAUGUCGUGGUUUUGUGGCAGGAUGCGGCAGAGGGCAAGGAGGCGGCAGGGGGCAAGGUGUGGUCACUGAAAAGAACAUGGCAGCAACAAGAGAACUGGGCAACAACAAGAGAACAGGGCAGCAACAAGAUCAAUAUGGUGGAGGCAGUUUUGCGAAGAAAAAACUAUCUGUAGGCAGUGUUACCAAACUUUCUGUUAGUUCUGUUCCAAAAACCGUCACUAAAGAGGAUAUCCGGCAUGCUUUUGACGAACAUGGACAAGUUGAGGUUGCUUUGGUAAAAAAUAAGAGAACAGGGCAGCAACAAGAUAUCAUGGGACGUACUACGACAAAUAUCAGCAAGGGUCGUGGCCAAGGUGUUGAUCGAAGUAGUGGUGAGCAAGGUCGUAGUCAAGGAAGUGUUCUAGGUAGUAGUGAUACCGUUGGACUAAAGUCAAAUCAGCAGCAUACUUUGAUGUCUUCUCCCAUUGAGGAGGGUAGUGAUGGUGAUGGUGAUGAUGUGUCUUCGUGUUGCUUCUACAAAGCGGGGAGGCUCUUCCCAAGUCCAAGUACCCGAACCAGUGAACCGUGAGUGGACCUAUAUUAUAGAUGGAGAGUAAGUACACAUACAUUAAUAUUGAAUUAGAAGGGUGAGAACGUUGAGAACGUUGAUUUGGAGGAUGUUGAUUUGGAGGGUGUUGAAUUAGAAGGGAAUGUACAAGAAAAAAAAUCGGCAUGGGUUGACGAUAGGGCACAUGAGACUUGGGUGAAAUAUGAGGGUAUCAUUUGGAGAAGUAUGGGGAGGAAAGUAGCCAACACCCAGAACUUGACAAAGAACUGUGGUACCGAGCUUCCGGGGGAAAGAAGAGAGGCAAAGUAUAUGGGUUAAGCAAUCUUAAGCAUGAUUUUAACGUUCAGCAUCAAGGUAAACAAGACCAAGAGAUUGAAAGAUUGAACGUGAUUAUCCAAGAUAUAGUGAAGAUAUAGUGAAAGAAAAUGAAGAAGAAAAAGAAAGGUUGAACGAUAUUAUUGCGGACUUGGUGGUGGAAAAAGAGAAAGAUAAGGCGGAGAAAGAGGCUAUGAAUGAGAUGAUAGCAAACAUUGAAGUGAUGCUAAAAGCUAGGUUUCAAAACGUAUAAACACUUUGUUUUGAAUAUGUAUUUUGUUAUGAUAACUUUGGUAUUUGAUGUUUCAAGUGGGAUGUUUUAUAUAAUUGUGAAAAUUUGAUAAUA